ACAAACCCUCCAGCCAACACCAUGGUGCACUGGACAGCCGAGGAGAAGCAGCUCAUCACCAGCCUCUGGGCCAAGGUUGAUGUGGCCACGUGUGGCGCUGAGGCUCUGGCCAGGCUGCUGAUCGUCUACCCCUGGACCCAGAGGUUCUUCGCCUCCUUCGGGAACCUGUCCAGCCCCACGGCCAUCCUGGGCAACCCCAGGGUCCGUGCCCAUGGCAAGAAGGUGCUCACCUCCUUCGGGGAGGCCAUCAAGAACCUGGACACCAUCAAGAAAUAUUUCGCCCAGCUGAGCAAACUGCACUGUGAGAAGCUGCACGUGGACCCCGAGAACUUCAGGCUCCUGGGUGACAUCCUCAUCGUCGUCCUGGCUGCCAACUACAGCAAGGAUUUCUCCCCCGCCUGCCAGGCGGCCUGGCAGAAGGUGGUGCGUGUGGUGGCCCACGCGCUGGCCCACGAGUACCACUGA
Messenger RNA from Catharus ustulatus (Swainson's thrush), 465 nucleotides. Its product is annotated as hemoglobin subunit beta-like. The coding region runs from base 22 to 465 and encodes 147 amino acids. NCBI's taxonomy places the organism in Eukaryota, Metazoa, Chordata, Aves, Passeriformes, Turdidae. Gene Ontology annotation, biological process: hydrogen peroxide catabolic process; oxygen transport. Gene Ontology annotation, molecular function: haptoglobin binding; peroxidase activity; heme binding. Gene Ontology annotation, cellular component: blood microparticle; haptoglobin-hemoglobin complex; hemoglobin complex. The transcript is spliced from 3 exons. The record is from RefSeq and is a predicted model, not a curated record.